AACAAAUAAAACUCAAAAAAAGUCGAAAUUAUAUCAAUCGUUUAUGCAAUCGAUCACUAUAAAAAAAGUGUAUUGUUUUGAAUAUAAUUUCGUUUGAUAAAGCUUGUAAUCAACAUAGUAUAAAUUGAAUAAUAAUUUAAUAAUUAAUCAUUGAAAUCAUGAGAAUAUCGUAUUCUUUUGAAGGAAUCUUUGUAUUCAUGAAAAUAAUUAAUUUAAAUUUAGAAAAUGUGUUUUUUUUUAACAAUUUUACAGAUCGAGAAUUGGUCUUAGUACAUUUAUAAGAUUCUAAUCAAUGUAAAAGAAUUGAAAUUGAUAUAAACGCGGUUUCUGAAUCGCGUAAUAUAAAGCGAGAGGGUUAAAAGGCGGUUUCCCUCCUUCCUACUGUCAUCAUCAGCUGACUUGUCGGUUUAUCGUUGAUUCAUCGUGUCUAAUAAGAGGUUCCUGUGAAUUGACUGAACAAAUUAUGUGACAUUCUCUUAAAUUUCUGAAAAGUGAUGGCUUCUAUUUGUCGCCGCUGGAGAUUAUGGAUUUUACCAGUUCUAACUUGUCUCUAUGCACUUCUUAUCAUAAUCUUAGUACCAAUUCUAUUGGCAAAUUCCAUUAAAAAUGGUUUUAAAAAGCAGGAUCAAGGAGCACUUGUGGGUGGUGCUUUUGUGCUGCUUGCUUUACCCAUUGCUUUCUAUGAAAUUGUGCAACACAUGAUAUAUUAUACACAGCCUAGACUGCAAAAAUAUAUUAUAAGAAUAUUAUGGAUGGUACCAAUUUAUGCAGUGAAUGCUUGGCUUGGACUGGUUUAUCCAGAAGGCAGUAUAUAUGUUGACAGUUUGAGAGAGUGUUAUGAGGCAUAUGUAAUAUACAAUUUUAUGAUGUAUUUAUUGGCCUACUUGGAUGCUGAUCGUCAGCUAGAACACAGACUUGAAAUCUCUCCUCAAGUUCAUCACAUGUUUCCCCUGUGUUGUUUACCUGAUUGGGAAAUGGGCAGGGAAUUUGUACAUAUGUGCAAGCACGGAAUAUUACAAUAUACUGCAGUUAGGCCUAUAACAACUUUGAUAUCUUUUAUUUGUGAAUUAAAUGGAGUAUAUGGUGAAGGUGAAUUUAGAACAGACGUAGCUUUCCCAUAUAUGAUUGCUUUAAAUAAUUUAUCGCAAUUUGUUGCCAUGUAUUGUUUGGUAUUAUUUUAUCGUGCCAAUGCGGAAGCUUUAAAACCAAUGAAACCAAUCGGGAAAUUUUUGUGUAUCAAAGCAGUCGUUUUCUUCUCUUUCUUUCAAGGUGUAAUUAUUGCAUUACUGGUAUAUUUCAAUGUGAUAUCAAGUAUUUUUAAUACGAACGAUAUAAAAGACAUUAGAAAUAUAUCGUCGAAAUUGCAAGAUUUUUUAAUCUGUAUCGAAAUGUUCAUGGCUGCAGUGGCUCACCAUUACAGCUUUUCAUACAAACCUUUUGUAAAUUUAGCACAGGGUCAAGCAUGGUGGGACGCAUUCAGGGCUAUGUGGGAUGUUUCCGACGUUCACAAUGAUAUAAAAGAACACUUGGGAGUAGUAGGAUCCUCGUUAAGUCGUAGAAUACGUGGUCGAAGCGCUUAUCAACAGGCCUGGGGAAGUGCAACGGAACGCACUUCUCUACUUCCAGAAGCUUCGGUAACCACAGCUAGAAGUGCACCUGCAUGUUCUUUUUCUGGUUAUAAUACAGCAGAGAUGGAACAAAAUGAUGGCACUAUUGACCUAAUCCCAGAUGUGCAGGAUACAAGUAACGCGGUGAAGACAUAAGACAAUUUUUUUUUUUUUUUUUACAGAAAAGAAUCAAGGGCACACUUUAAGAUUGCUCCGUACUGCUAGUAUUAUAUUUAACUCUGUUAUAUGGAUUGUUUUUUACUAAAUAGUAUUUUUUUAUCUAAUUUUUUUAAGCUUAAGAAAAAUAUAAAAUAAUCGUUAAUGUAUACAUAUGUAUUAUUUUUCGCUUCAAUUUUAUGUGCUGAGCUUUCUUAAAGUAUUAAAAAGUUUCUUUUUUAAUUGAAGUGAAAGUAAAAUUG
This is a messenger RNA of Apis dorsata (giant honeybee), 2026 nucleotides long. RefSeq names its product transmembrane protein 184C. The record is from RefSeq and is a predicted model, not a curated record. Gene Ontology annotation, biological process: transport. Bases 495 to 1763 code for a protein of 422 amino acids. NCBI's taxonomy places the organism in Eukaryota, Metazoa, Arthropoda, Insecta, Hymenoptera, Apidae. The transcript is spliced from 7 exons. Gene Ontology annotation, molecular function: transporter activity.